GGCGAGCGCGUCUGGCUGCGCCAAGAUGAUCAGAACCUCCCCGCCACCGUCUCCUCCUGCUCGGAAGGCGUCGUCGUCUUUACCAGCGACUACGGACAGGUGUACGCGUACAAGCAGAACACGCUGACGCGUCAGAAGGUUCAGGCCAUGCACGGCAGCAGCGUGGCGGGCGUGGAGGACAUGGCGGCGCUGGAGGACCUUCACGACGGCGCCAUCAUGUACAACCUUUUCCUUCGGUAUCGCCAACGACUCAUCUACACUUACAUCGGGUCCAUCCUGGCGGCGGUGAACCCGUACCGGCCGCUGGCUGGCUUGUACGAGCGCGCGGUGGUGGAAGCGUACGCAGGACAGCACCUGGGCCAGAUCCCGCCGCACAUCUUCGCCGUGGCCAACGAAUGCUACCGCGCACUCUGGAGGAGGCCGCGCAACCAGUGCGUGCUUAUCAGCGGCGAGAGCGGUGCCGGGAAAACGGAAAGCACCAAACUGAUUCUGAAAUUCUUGUCGGCUAUGAGCCAACAUUCGCUGGACUUGUCGUCCAAGGAGAGGACGUCGCACGUGGAGGAGGCGCUACUGGAGAGCGGUCCCAUCAUGGAGGCCUUCGGUAACGCUAAGACGGUGUACAACAACAACUCCAGCCGAUUUGGGAAGUUUGUCCAGCUGCAUUUCAGCCAGAAGGGGAACAUCCAGGGUGGACGCAUCGUCGACUACCUCUUGGAGAAGAACCGAGUGGUCGGACAGAAUCCGGGCGAGAGGAAUUAUCACAUCUUCUAUGCUCUGUUAGCGGGAACCGAUGACCAACAGAAGGAUGCUUUGGGUCUGAACCCGACGUGUGCUUUCAACUACCUGACUGGCUCUGGAACAUCCCCCGACGAGACCAUCAACGACAAAGGCACUUUUCAAGAUGUUCUGAACGCUAUGCGGACGAUGCAGUUCACGGAGGCCAACGUGCACGAGAUCCUGAGAUUGCUGGCGGGAAUCUUGCACGCCGGCAACAUUCACUUCAUGACGGCCGGAGGCGCACAAAUCACGUCCAAAUCCGCUCUUAAGUGGACGGCGGAGCUCUUGGGCCUAGACCCGGAUCGGCUGGCCGAGGUUCUGACACACAGGUCCAUGAUCCUCAGGGGGGAGGAGAUCUCCACCCCGCUCACCGUGGAACAGGCAGUGGACUCGCGAGACUCCAUGGCCAUGGCGCUUUAUUCGCAGUCUUUCAACUGGAUCAUCCGCAAUCUCAAUGCUCGCAUUCGGGGGAAAGACGAUUUCAAGUCCAUCAGCAUCCUCGACAUCUUUGGAUUUGAAAACUUUGAGGUGAACCACUUCGAGCAGUUCAACAUCAACUACGCGAACGAGAAGCUUCAGGAGUAUUUCAACAAGCACAUUUUCUCGCUGGAGCAACUGGAGUACAACAAGGAAGGUCUGCCGUGGACGAACAUCGACUGGAUGGACAACGGCGAGUGUUUGGACUUGAUCGAGAAGAAACUGGGCCUGCUGGCGCUGAUCAACGAGGAGAGUCACUUCCCCAAAGCCACGGAUGACACGUUGCUGGAGAAACUGCACUGUCAGCACUCGAAAAAUCCCUUUUACGUCAAGCCUCGUGUGGCCGUUCACUACUUUGGAGUGAAACAUUACGCGGGAGAGGUGGUGUAUGACGUGAGGGGAACGUUGGAAAAGAACAGAGACACUUUCAGGGACGAUGUGCUCCACAUGCUUAGGGACAGCAGGUCCGAUUUGGUGUACGAGCUUUUCGAGCACGUGCCGAGCCGCAACAAGCAGGACACGCUCAAGAGUGGCGGCAAGCACCGAAGGCCCACCGUCAGCUCGCAUUUCAAGGACUCUUUGCACUCUCUGAUGGCGACGCUCAGCACUUCCAACCCGUUCUUCAUACGGUGUAUCAAACCCAACACGCACAAGACGCCUGACGUCUUCGACCCAGCGGUGGUUCUGAACCAGCUUAGGUACUCGGGCAUGCUGGAGACGGUGAAAAUCCGACGCGCCGGCUUUCCCAUCCGACGACCGUUCCGGGAAUUUUGCCGCCGGUACAAAGUUCUGAUGCGUGACAUUUCGACGCAAGACGACGCCAGGGGGCGCUGUGAAGAGCUGCUGCGGCACUACGACGACAGCGGCACCUUGUGGCGGAUGGGGAAGACCAAGGUGUUCCUCAGGGAACGUCUGGAACACGGUCUGGAAAAGCAGCGCGAGACGGAAGUGCUGCGCGCCGCCGCCGUUAUCCGGGCCCACAUUGCCGGCUACAUCGCCAGGAAGCAGUACCGCCGGCUGGUGCGCUGUGUGCUGCUGAUCCAGAAGAACUUCCGUGCCUUUUACUGGCGAAGGAAGUUCCUGCUGUUGCGGCAGGCGACGCUCACCCUGCAGACGCGCCUGCGGGCUGUCAUGGCCAGACGCCUGGUCGCACGCAUGUUGGACCAGAAGAAGGAGGAGCAAAGGAGAAAACAACGGGAGGAAGAAGAGGAGCGAAGGAAGAAGGCGGAAGAGGAAGAAUCCGAGAGGGAGAGACUGCGUCUGGAGGCUGAACAUCUUCCUCAAGAGACCUCGGACGCUCCUCAGACGGCCCCGGUCGUGCCUCUCGAGACAUCGGAGUUGUCGGAAGAGGACGGGCACGGUCAGGAGGCGUCCCAGGUGGAGGAGAUCCUGCGUCUGGAGCGGGAGAUCCAAUCCUUGCAGAUGAAGAAGGAGCGUCAAGAGCUCUCCCUGACCGAGGCCUCGCUCCUGCGCCUGCAGCUGCUGCGCGACCAGGAGCUGAAGCGCCUGGAGGACGAGGCCUGCCAGGCGGCGCAGCGCUUCCUGCGCUCGCUCAACUUCGACGAGAUCGACGAGUGCGUCAGGAACAUCGAGAGCUCGCUGGGCGGCCCCGAGCGGGAGGAGGAAGUGGACGAGGGCUUCGGGGCCGACGACGAGGCCUUCAAGGACUCGCCCGACCCCAGCGAGCACGGACGCUCGGACGGACAGCGCACCAGCGGCAUACGGACCAGCGACGACUCCUCCGAGGAGGACCCCUACGCCAACCGGACGCCGGCCGACGUCCUCCCGGCCGAGUCCCCGUGCGAGCUCAUCCCUCCGGACGAGGACUCGGAAGACGAAGCGGAGGCGACGGCGGCGGCGUUCUCCGCCGACUGCCGCGCUUCUUCGGGAACCUACAACAGCUCCGGAGCGUACCGCCUGGGAUCGGAAGGAGCCCAGUCAUCGUUCGAGGACAGCGAAGACGACUUUGACAGAUUGGACACGGACGACGAACUGUCAUACCGGAGGGAUUCUGUCUACAGCUGCGUCACCAUGCCGUACUUCCACAGCUUCCUGCAAAUCAAAGGCGGCCUGAUGAACACGUGGAAGCGGCGCUGGUGCGUGCUGAAGGACGAGACCUUCUUGUGGUUCCGCGCCAAGCAGGAAGCCCUCAAGCAAGGCUGGCUGCACAAGAAAGGCGGCGGCUCCUCCACGCUGUCGCGCCGGAACUGGAAGCGCCGCUGGUUCGUCCUCAGGCAGAGCAAGCUCACCUACUUUGAGAACGACGGCGAGGACAAACUCAAAGGGGUGCUGGACAUGCACGCCGCCAAGGAGGUGAUCGACAACGCCGACAAGGAGAACGGCAUCGACAUCGUCAUGCCGGAGAGGACGUACCACCUGGUGGCCGAGACGGCCGAAGACGCCAGCCAGUGGUUCAGCGUGCUCAGCCAGGUGCACGGCGCCACAGAGCAGGAAAUCGGCGAAAUGCACGACGAGCAGGCCAACCCCCAAAACGCCGUGGGAACUCUGGACGUGGGCAUGAUCGACUCUGUGUGCGCGUCAGACAAUCCCGAGAGGCCCAAUUCGUUGGUCAUCAUCACCGCCAACCGCGUGCUCCACUGCGUCGCCGACACGCCGGAGGAGAUGCACCACUGGAUCGCGCUGCUGCAGAGGUCCAAGGGCGACGCUCGCGUCGACGGCCAGGAGUUCAUCGUACGAGGUUGGCUGCACAAGGAGAUGAAAAGCGGCGGUGUCGGCAAAGCGCCGUUGAAGCUGAAGAAGCGCUGGUUCCUGCUGACGCACAAUUCGCUGGACUACUACAAGAGCUCGGAGCGCGGCGCCCUCAAGUUGGGGACGCUGGUGCUCAACAGUUUGUGCUCGGUGGUGCCGCCCGACGACAGAGUUUUCAAGGAGACCGGCUACUGGAACGUGACGGUCUACGGCCGCAAGCACUCGUACCGCCUCUAUUGCAAACUCCUCAACGAGGCGGCCCGCUGGGCCGGCGCCGUCCAAAACGUCAUCGACGCCAAAGCGCCUAUCGACACACCCACGCAGCAGCUCAUUCUUCAAAUCAAGGAAAACAGCUUGAAUUGGGAGGUCGUGGAUCAAAUCUACAGACGGAACCCCAUCCUGCGAUACAGCCAGCACCCGCUGCACUCGCCCCUCCUGCCGCUGCCUUACGGGGACGUCGGCCGGGGCGCCUACGGCACGCUGCGGGAGGAGGCGCUGAAGGCCUUCGAGCGGCUGCGGCGGCCCGAGUCGGCGGCCGACCCGGCGCCCCUGAUCCAGGGCGUCCUGCGGGCGGGCCUGGAGCUGCGCCCCCUCCGGGACGAGAUCUACUGCCAGCUGGUCAAACAGACCACGCGUCCGCCGCGGGCCGGCGACCCCGCCGACCUGGCACGCUGGAGGGUGCUAGCGUGCGCCGCCUGCGCCUUCCUGCCCUCCAGGAGCGUUCUGGCCUACGUCAAAUUCCACCUCAAAAGGACACGGGAGUCCGUCCCCGGCACGGAGGCGGAGCGCUACGCCGCCUUCGCCCUGGACGCGCUCAAGAGGACGCGCGGGCGGGAGAACGUGCCGUCGCGGGAAGAGAUCAGCGCCGUGCUGGCUCGCCGGGACAUGAGCACCGCCGUGCAUUGUCACGGCGGCGGCUGCUGCAACAUCAACUUCAACUCACACACCACCGCCGGCGAGGUGGUGGAGAAGCUGGUCCGUGGUCUGGCCAUGGAGGACAGCAAGAACAUGUUUGCGCUCUUCGAGCACAACGACGGCGUGGAAAAAGCCAUCGAGAGUCGCACCGUGGUCGCCGACGUCCUCGCCAAGUUUGAAAAAUUGGCAUCCGGUCCAGAAGAGGGCAGCACAGGCUGGAAGUUGUACUUCAAACUGUAUUGCUUCUUGGACGUAGACAACGUUCCCCAAGACAGUGUGGAGUUCGCCUUCAUGUUUGAACAGGCCCACGAAGCGGUGAUUCGCGGUCAGUACCCCGCGCCGGAAGAGACGCUUCAGUUCCUGUCGGCCUUGAGGCUCCAGUACCUCUUGGGAGACCAAAACCCCCGCACCGAUGUGCCGGAGCUGUCCCUGGUCUUCCCCUCGGCUCGGCUCCGGGCCCGCGUGGAGAACUCUGCGCGGAGCUUCGCGCCGGCCGAGCGCUCGGGCAAGCGCUCCAGUUUCCUGGAGGGAACGCUGAGACGCAGCUUCCGCAGCGGCUCGCUGGGCCGCCGCCGCUCCGAGGCGGAGAGCGGUUUGGAGGCGUGGCUGCGCGAGGAGGAGGCCGCCGUUCGAGCCGGCGUGCUGGAUAAGUGGGGCAAGCUGCGCGGCGUGGCGCCCCAGCAGGCCAUGCGCAAGUACAUGGCGCUGGUCAGGGAGUGGCCCGGCUACGGCUCCACCCUCUUCAGUGUGGAGUGCGGCGACGGCGCCUUCCCGACCGAGCUCUGGCUGGGCGUGAGCCGCGAGGCCGUCUCGGUGUACAAGCGGGGCGAGCCGUGGCCGCUGGAGGUUUUCCCCUACGAGCGCAUCCUGUCCUUCGGGGCGCCGCUCGCCAACACCUACAAGAUCGCCGUGGAGGGCCGAGAACUUGUCUUCGAAACGCAAAUGGUGAUGGACAUCGCCAAGCUGAUGAAGGCGUACGUCAGCAUGAUGGUCAAGAAGCGCUACAGCAACUGCCAGUCCCUCAGCGGCCACGGAAGCCAUUGUAGCGCCUGGUAA
This is a messenger RNA of Nerophis lumbriciformis (worm pipefish), 5934 nucleotides long. The record is from RefSeq and is a predicted model, not a curated record. NCBI's taxonomy places the organism in Eukaryota, Metazoa, Chordata, Actinopteri, Syngnathiformes, Syngnathidae.